ACCAAACUUUUCUCUCUCUCCCUUUCCCUCUCACACACACAAAUCAAGGCUGUAGCCUGUACUAAACCUUUUGAAGGUGCAGUAAACACUAUGGAGGCCGAUUUAAAGCCAACAACAGCAAAGAUUGCUGAAGAAAGCAGUCUUGAUUGGAGAGGAAGGCCUUCCAACCCCCUCAAGCAUGGAGGCAUGAGAGCUGCUGCCUUUGUUCUAGGGCUUCAAGGAUUUGAGAUAAUGGCUAUAGCUGCAGUUGGGAAUAAUCUGAUAACCUAUGUCAUCAACGAGAUGCACUUUUCCCUCUCCAAAUCUGCAAACACAGUCACUAACUUUAUUGGAACUAUCUUCCUCCUCUCUCUCCUCGGUGGCUACCUUUCCGACUCUUUUCUCGGCUGCUUUUGGACCAUCCUCAUCUUUGCCUUCCUCGAACUUUCGGGUUUGAUCUUGCUAUCGGUGCAAGCCCAUCUGCCCCAACUGAAGCCACCGCAGUGCGACAUGCUAAACGAGAGCACGCAGUGUGAGGAGGCCAAAGGGUUCCAAGCCCUAAUAUUUUUUGUGGCUCUCUAUUUGGUGGCGUUAGGGAGUGGAUGCCUUAAGCCUAACAUGAUAACUCAUGGGGCUGACCAGUUCAACCAAAGGGAUGAAAAGCAAUCCAAGAAACUAUCAUCCUACUUCAAUGCUGCCUACUUUGCCUUCUCAGUGGGCGAACUCAUAGCCUUGACCCUCCUUGUCUACGUCCAGACCCACUCGGGCAUGGACGUAGGGUUUGGGGUCUCGGCAGCCGUCAUGGCCAUGGGGAUCAUCACUAUGAUCUCCGGCACGUUUUUCUACCGGAACAAGCCUCCUCAGGGAAGCGUCUUCACCCCUAUUGUACAGGUGAUUGUGGCUGCAACUUUGAAGAGAAAGCAAGUGUGCCAAUCUGAUCAGGGCAGCCACUCCAUGGAGCCUAGUACUGACAAGCCCAUUUCCGACAGUGUUCCCAAUAGUCAACUGAGCCAAAGAUUCAGAUUCUUGAAUAAGGCCUGCAUCAAGAAUGAGGAAGAAAGCGGAUGGAGAGUGUGCAGGUGGGAGAAAGUGGAACAAGUAAAAAUCCUAAUCUCAAUAACACCAAUCUUCCUGUGCACAAUCAUGUUCAACACCAUCCUCGCCCAGCUCCAGACCUUCUCCGUCCAGCAAGCCUCCUCCAUGAACACCCGCCUCAUUCAAUCCUUGGACUUCCACAUCCCGCCCGCCUCCCUCCAAUCCAUCCCGUACCUCCUCCUCCUCCUCCUCGUCCCCCUCUACGACUCCCUCUCCCUCUCCUCCCCCCUCCCCCGCAUCGCCGCCGGCCUCCUCCUCUCCACCUUCUCCAUGAUCUCCGCCGCCCUCGUCGAGCACAAGCGACGCAACACCACUUCCCUCCUCUCUGUGUGGUGGCUGGCGCCGCAGUUUGUGAUAUUCGGGGUGUCGGAGAUGCUGACGGCGGUGGGGCUGCUGGAGUUCUUCUACAAGCAGCCGCUGCCGGCGGGGGGGAUGCGGGCCUCGUUGACGGCGAUUACUUACUGUUCUUACUCGUUCGGGUUUUUUCUGAGCUCGGUGCUGGUGUCGCUUGUGGAUAGAGUGACGGCGUCGGCGUCGGCGGUGGGAGUGGGGUGGCUCACGGAUAAUAAUCUUGAUAAUGAUCGCUUGGAUCUGUUUUAUUGGCUGCUUGCGCUGCUUAGUUUUCUUAAUUUUCUUAAUUAUUUGUUUUGGUCGAAUUGGUAUUCCGUUGGCUUCAAACGUGGAGGGAGUGGCGAUAUUAACGUUGUAUGAAUUUCAGUUUAUCGGAAUAAAUAUUGUAGAUAUAUGUCAUAUAUUGGUUUUUAUUUAA
Molecule: messenger RNA, 1843 nt
Organism: Salvia hispanica
Lineage: Eukaryota; Viridiplantae; Streptophyta; Magnoliopsida; Lamiales; Lamiaceae
Product: protein NRT1/ PTR FAMILY 4.3-like
Biological process (GO): transmembrane transport; oligopeptide transport
Cellular component (GO): membrane
Molecular function (GO): transmembrane transporter activity
Source: RefSeq, a predicted model, not a curated record